UUUACACCUCACAGCUGAUUGGGGGAGAGUGCCACGUUUUGCCCCUCCAUGGAUUUUGAGAGCCUGCUUUAGAGUACGUAGCACUGGUGGCCGGGAAAGUUAAACCGUGGAGGAGGUGAGAGGCGGCGGGCGAGGCAGAUGAGACAUGGGGAAGGGCAAGAGGAGUAAUAAGAGGAGUGCUAAGGCCGGCCACUGCUCCUCCAAGUCUCCCUCCAAGGUGGUGGCGGGGGGACCAGGGACACAAACAACAGCAGUGUCCGAACAGAACCACAUCAUCGCCAUGGGGGAAACUUCGGCCCAGCAGAGAUACCAAAGAAAGGGAGGCAGUGCUAAGCAAGCAAACGGAUCCAGCAUGAUUGGGACGGCGCCCACGCUAGAGGAGAAGCUCAUUGAGAAGAGUGAACGGGAGAGGCUUGUGGUGUGGCGGCAGCCAGUCACCACUCUCCACUAUUUUGUGCGAGAGUGUGGCAUUCUAGGCAGGGAAUAUAUGGCCAAAUUGUGGAGAUAUAAGAAGAUGGUGUUGUUAAUAGCAAUGAUCGUAGGCAGUUACUAUGCUGCAUACAGGACUCCAGGCCCCCACCAGCCAUUACUUCAAAGCAUAGCCAAAAAAUUUUGGUGGUGCUGGUGGUGGUUGUGGCUGGGCAUCCUCUCCUCAGUGGGUCUAGGCACAGGGCUGCACACCUUCCUGCUGUACUUGGGGCCCCACAUAGCAUCUGUCACCCUCGCUGCUUACUCCUGUAACUCGGUGGAAUUUCCCUCUCCUCCUUACCCUGACGACAUCCUGUGUCCUGAAGAGGAGGUCUUAGGGAAGGAGAUGUCCAUCCUUACCAUCAUGUCCAAAGUUCGGCUUGAGGCCUUCAUGUGGGGAGCUGGCACAGCGCUAGGUGAACUGCCUCCGUACUUCAUGGCGCGAGGGGCCCGGCUGUCCGGCUAUGACCCCGAUGAUGAGGAGAUGGCAGAGUUCGAGGAACUGCAGCGGCUGAAAGAGCGGCCAGAGGACAUGUCUUUUUUGGACCGUGCCAAGCUGUCUGUUGAAAAGUUGGUGGAGCGAGUGGGCUUCUUUGGCAUCCUGGCAUGUGCCUCGAUUCCCAACCCACUAUUUGAUCUGGCCGGCAUCACCUGUGGACACUUCUUGGUUCCAUUCUGGACCUUCUUUGGUGCCACACUGAUUGGCAAGGCCAUCAUCAAGAUGCACAUCCAGAAAAUGUUUGUUAUUAUUGCCUUCAAUGAAUCCUUGCUAGCACGGGCUGUGGGGCUCCUAGCGCUCCUCCCAGUGGUGGGCCCCAAGCUGGAGCAGCCCUUCAAAACAUUCCUGGAGAAGCAGAGAAAAAAGUUCCAUAGAAAACCUGGCACUGGAGCAUCAGGACAGGAUCAAGCAAAUAUCCUGGCAUGGGUCUUUGAAAAGCUGAUCCUGCUGAUGAUUUUCUACUUUGUGUUGAGCAUAGUGAACUCCUUCGCCCAGAGCUACCACAAACGGAUACACAAGAGGAAUCGUGAGCGAAAGGCAGCCCAGGACUGAUGGAGUGGGGAACAGUCUCCUGGGUGUGAAUUGGGCCAGGGUGUCAGUCAGUGUUGCCUUGUGGUGGAGCACUGCACUGGGAAGUGGAUGUGUGUGUGGUAAUGCAUAAGUACUGGACUGUGAAUUACAUGCGUUUAUUUCUAUUUGAUUUUAAUAUUAUUAUUGUUAUUUAUUUAUUUUCAUUUAUUUUAGUUGUUAUUUAGUUUUAUUCUUACUAUUUUAAAUUUGUUAAAGUGUGACUAGGUGUGUCUGAUAAAAAUUAUUCAUAUUAAUUGUUAUGUUAGUGAGGCCAGUCAGUGUUUCUUGAAGCAUUCCCUACCCUUAGUCUACCUCCACCACCCUCCUUUGCUCCAGGGACAGGCUUGGACAAACUCAGUUUUCACUUUACUAUGUUUUACCUUUUCUUACCUGCAAGUUUUACGAAAACCUGUAUUUCUGUACUGUUUGUAAGUACAAACAGUGGUGUUAGUUAUGGAGUCUUUCACAUACUGCCAGAUGCACUGCCAAGCAAUCAUUCCUCCCAAGAACAAUGCUUGUCAACAUUAUCCAAACACUCCAAUUUACUAUUAAAACUUGCUAUAUCAGUCUUGAGUAUGUUGAAAGCUGGUGAUAUCAAACUGUUGAGAUGAGUGAUACUCUCCACAUCACAGACAUAUCAGUAUAUCAGCAUACCUCACAGGUACACAGGUCUGGUACACAAUAUCUGAGGUGGUGGUGCCAGCAUGUAGUGGCCCAUGCACGCUGCUGUUCCAGGGCAUGGCAGGUGGCAUUCAAUGCUGUGAGGUGUAUUGCUUGUGCUGUAGGUUUAGCACAUAAAGUAUUGGACAUUAUCAUGAUUCCUGUAAGUGUAUCUGAAUUACUACUAUCAUAUACUCAAAUCUGGAUGGUAGCUACAUACAAAUAAAUGCCUGUCACAUG
Portunus trituberculatus (swimming crab) is the source of this 2437-nucleotide messenger RNA. It is a transcript of the gene Tango5, whose product is annotated as vacuole membrane protein 1-like. Lineage: Eukaryota; Metazoa; Arthropoda; Malacostraca; Decapoda; Portunidae. The record is from RefSeq and is a predicted model, not a curated record. The transcript is spliced from 8 exons. The coding region runs from base 146 to 1519 and encodes 457 amino acids.